AUCAAAUUGUGCUUGAUGAGUUUUUGAGAUUAGGACUGAGUUGACUAAAAAUGGCAGCAAUCUUGAAAAGUUUUUUCCCUGUUUCUUCCUCAAGAAAGGAGGAUAAUCAUGACAACGAAUUUAAUGUAGAAUACUCCUUUGCUGAGGAGUAUAAUGGUCCUCCAGUUAGUUAUGAUAUUCCUCAGGUAGUUCCCGUUGAUGUACACCGGAUUCCAACUGCCUCAGUAGUUUCUACAACUGCUAUUUUGAGUAAAAAUUUGUCACUACCAAUUAUUGAACCAAUUGUUAAGAGUAGUGAUCCCUCAAUCAAGAAUCAAAAGUCAAAAGAGUCAGAUUUAGAAUCAGAAUGUGUUGAGAAUGAUCAUGCCUAUAGAGUAUCAGAUGGAAUUGAAAGUUCUGGUACCUUAGGAUUUUCUGAUAGCCAUGAUCAUUCCCGUGAGCUGUCAGGAAGUUCGGAUGAAUGCAAGGAAGAAGUAUUAAGUCAUCCGAACCCCAUUGGCUUAGAAUCUGAGGAACCAAUUUUGAGCUCUCCAGAUAUUUCCUUAGAAGUAUUGUCUUGUCAUGAGGUGGAAGAUUAUGCUGAUGAGGUUUCUGUCAACCAAGGUAGCAGAACAAAUGUUGUAACUUUCCGGGAAAUUCAUUCAAGUGAUGUUACUACUGACAGUGAUGACGAGGAGCCAGGAAUGGUUCCUGAAAAACCUAUUGUAAGCAGUUACUCAAAGAAGUGUUAUCGGUGUCAUAAAGGGAAUCGAUUCACUCAGAGGGAAGUAUGCAUAGCUUGUGGUGCAAAGUAUUGUAUCAAUUGUGUGUUGAGAGCAAUGGGGGCAAUGCCGGAAGGAAGGAAAUGUAUUACUUGCAUUGGUUACCGUAUUAAUGAAUCAAAACGAGAUUCUUUAGGUAAGUGUUCUACAAUGCUUAAGAGGCUGCUGAGUAAAUGGCAAAUGGAUGAGAUUAUGAAAUUGGAGAAGUCAUGUCAAGCUAAUCAACUUCCACCCCAUCUCGUGAGCGUAAAUGGUAAAUGUCUUUCCCUUAGAGAGUUGGUCGACUUGCAAAGCUGUGCAGAUCCGCCAAAGAAGUUGAGACCAGGGAAGUACUGGUAUGACAAGGUGUCUGGAUUCUGGGGAAAGGAGGGACAUAAGCCUUGUCAGAUAAUUUCUCCCCAGCUAGCUGUUGGUGAUACAAUUAAGAGAGAUGCUAGCAAGGGAAGCACAAAUAUUCUGAUAAACAAUCGGGAAAUUACGCAAGUAGAGCUGUAUAUGUUGAAGCUAGCAGGAAUAAACUGUGAAGGAAGCGUUUGCUUUUGGCUCAGUGCUGAUGGAGAAUGCCAGGAAGAGGGUAUGAACAAUGUGGUUGGAAAAAUAUGGGACAAGACUACACACAAGCUGCUUUGCUCUGCUUUGAGAUUGCCUAUUCCUCCCGUGUCUAAAAAUUCUUCCGGUGAAGAAGUUGGAAGUGGAUUUGGUGUAGGUGACUCGUGCAACGCAGAUAACAAAAAACUGAAACUACUUCUUGCUGGUUGUGAUCAAUCGGGAACAAGUACUCUGUUCAAACAGGCCAAAAUUAUAUAUCGCGUUCCUUUCUCAGAAGAAGAGCAUCAGAACAUUACAUACACGAUCCAGAGAAAUUUGUACAGAUAUAUUGCUAUACUCCUCGAAGGGCGUGAAAAAUUUGAAGAGGAAUACCGUGUUGAAAUGAGGAAAAAACGGCUUGAUGAACCUGGACCUUCAGUGCUUCCAGACCUGAUUGAAGAAGAGAAUGUCUAUUCGCUCAGCCCCAGACUGAAAAACUUUUCCGAUUGGCUUCUUCAAGCUAUGAUGUUGGGAAAUUUGGAGGCCAUUUUUCCUGCUGCUACUCGAGAGUACGCAGCUGUAGUUGAGGAGUUGUGGAAGCAUAAAGCAUUUCAGGCCACAUAUCAGCGGAGAAAUGAGUUAGAAAUGCUUCCGAGAGUUGCCAAUUAUUUCUUAGAUCAUGCUGUUGAGAUUUCAAAGGCUGACUACAACCCUUCUGAUAUGGAUAAGUUAUAUGCUGAGGGAAUUACUUCUUCCAAUGGGGUAGCGUGCAUGGACUUUUCAUUCCCUAAUCCACCUAAGGAUAGUUACAUGGAGGCAGUUGAUCAUUAUCCUUCCUCAAUGAGGUACCAACUAAUAAGAGUGCACGCGAGCUGCGUUGCGAAAAACUGCAGGUGGUUGGAGAUGUUUGAAGAUGUUGACCUUGUUAUCUUUUGCGUUUCCUUGACGGAGUACACUGAGUAUUUGGAAGACUACAAUGGAGUUUGCACAAACAAGAUGAUGGAAAGCAAGAAGCUCUUUAAAAACAUCGUCAGUCAUCCAGCUUUUGCCCAGAAACAUUGCCUCUUAUUACUCAACAAGUUCGACAUAUUAGAGGAAAUAAUUGAACGGGCUCCCCUUUCUGAAUGUGAAUGGUUUCAGGAUUUCAAUCCAGUGAUCAGUCGUCAUCCCGACAGCAAAACCUGCAACAACAACCCGUCGUUGGCUCAACGUGCUUAUCAUUUCAUAGCUGUGCAGUUUAAACGAUUAUAUCGUUCCAUAACAGACCGAAAGUUGUAUGUUGCACAGGUAACUGCUUUGGAGGCUGAUAGUGUUGAUGAAGCUCUUAAAUACACUAGGGAAAUUCUUAAGUGGGAUGAAGAAAGGCGGAAAGUAAUGCGUGAUUGGACAACAGAGAGUGCUGAGGCUAGCACAACUCUGGAUGCAAGCACAACUACAUAGUUAUCAUUCUUUUGUUAAGUCCGCUUUGCCUUUUGGCACUGUACAUAUUUUAGAGGAGAAUUCACUUUACUCAUGCUUAGUUUAUAAAUAUUGUAAAUUUUUUCUUCCGCAACAAAGAUGAGGUUCUCUUCUGCAAUUUGCAGAAAACAGUCUUGUAAAAGGGAAUUUGUUAUUCAAUGAGAUACAUUUUUUGUAGCUUCUAUGUACGCUCAAGUUUAACCCUUCA
Lycium ferocissimum is the source of this 2955-nucleotide messenger RNA. RefSeq names its product extra-large guanine nucleotide-binding protein 1-like. The transcript is spliced from 8 exons. Gene Ontology annotation, cellular component: heterotrimeric G-protein complex. Gene Ontology annotation, molecular function: G-protein beta/gamma-subunit complex binding; G protein-coupled receptor binding; GTPase activity. The coding region runs from base 51 to 2729 and encodes 892 amino acids. The record is from RefSeq and is a predicted model, not a curated record. Lineage: Eukaryota; Viridiplantae; Streptophyta; Magnoliopsida; Solanales; Solanaceae. Gene Ontology annotation, biological process: adenylate cyclase-modulating G protein-coupled receptor signaling pathway.